AUGUGUGCUCCUUGCACAUACAAGCUCAAAGAUGAGCCCACCCUCCUCCCCUCCAUGCUCAUUGCCAUGGAUGGCAACAACUCGUUGAAAAUGGUGGAUACUGACUACAAAUCUGGAAAGCUGCGGAUCGACACACGAACACUUUUGGAUUACCAUUGGAUUGAAGAUGAGCAGAUCAACGAGUUCAAAGAUGAGGUUGCAAAAAAUCAAGCCCAGGCAAAGUCAAAGAAAACAACCAGCUUGACAAACAAUCAACCAGACCCAGCAUCCAGCAUCAAAGAUGAGGACAUUGUGUGGCUUGAAAUCAUUGAGGCAGAUGUCUUAGCAGCCUGUAUCGACACCUGCAUCAAUCGAUGGCGAAAUCCAGGACCAGAUUCAAAGAAGAGAAUGUGCCAAAUGUUCGCCAUGGCCAUUUGUUGGUUAUUUGUGAUAUGGUGUGGAGUGGAGAACUUUAAGAUGAAGUACCCGCUUGCAAUCAUUGAUAAUUUGCUGAAGAAGUAUGGUGAUAAUCUUGGCCUGGGUUACGACAUCAUGUUACGAACUGUUCACUUUCAGGCCUACUAUACCCUGCUAACCAGCACACAGUACCCCCAGCAAUUUUCCUGA
This is a messenger RNA of Marasmius oreades (fairy-ring Marasmius), 606 nucleotides long. RefSeq lists its product as uncharacterized. NCBI's taxonomy places the organism in Eukaryota, Fungi, Basidiomycota, Agaricomycetes, Agaricales, Marasmiaceae. Bases 1 to 606 code for a protein of 201 amino acids. The transcript is spliced from 3 exons. The record is from RefSeq and is a predicted model, not a curated record.